Symbiodinium sp. CCMP2456 is the source of this 459-nucleotide messenger RNA. Lineage: Eukaryota; Dinophyceae; Suessiales; Symbiodiniaceae. The record is from the annotation of a GenBank genome assembly.
AUGUGGUUGUGCUUCAAUCAGUCUCCCGCCGGUCGUGGAUUGGCUCUGGACUGUCACAAUCAAUGUGCACUGCAGAAAGAUGAGGAUGGGGUGCAGGACCCCGUCGAUGCGCUCGACACGGAGGUUCAGCUGCGCCCUUGCCUUGACGACUGUGCAAUUUGUGGGGAGGUGACAAGCCUGCCAUCUGCAUCGUGUUCACAGCCUUCCGAGAGAUUUUGGGAGCAGUUCCAAGGUGCUUGGUACCGUAUGGAUGACAACCGCUGCGUCGGUGAGGUCAUCAGGAACAGCAUGGUUUGGCACCUCCAGUGGAACAUGCCCGAAGCAGAAACUCCUCUGGAGCGUGUGAACGACGAAGCAGUCAUGCACGAAGUCGAGGGCCACAUUCUCCUCGGCAGGGUCCGUCGCGAUGCGCAGAUGACAAUACACUGGAGCGAUGGUGACAUUUGGCUGCUGAAGUGA